GACUACGCCUGUACUUCAGAUGAGACUAACUUUCUUUACCCUAACUCUACCCACAAAAAAGAUCACUUCAGCACUUCCACUCAACCCAUCACUAUUAAUAGAGAUUCUAUAUCGAAAUCAUCAAAACGGGAUCCAUUGGUUUGGAAUCAUUUAAGCGAUCAAAGAGAACAUAACUCUUCGGCAGAGGUGACGCCAUCGGGAACUCCUCAAAGUUCUCCCUAUUCUAUGCGCAAAGUUAUGGAAAACAAGAGAUUGAUUAAGACUAAUGAGAAGCCGAAGAAUGAAUUGUCUGUUAACCAGAAGCGUUGGUUUUAUACCGGAUUCUUCUCAGACAUGAAGACUGGAUUAGAAGACAAACCCAUUCCCCAAAUACCCAAAACACAGAGUUUUAAAAACCUGUGUGUUUCCAACUUUGACAUCAACGCUGUGGGGCCC
This is a messenger RNA of Oppiella nova, 435 nucleotides long. Lineage: Eukaryota; Metazoa; Arthropoda; Arachnida; Sarcoptiformes; Oppiidae. The record is from the annotation of a GenBank genome assembly.